AUGACAUGGCAAGAUCGAUGUUGUGACUCAGCCUCCCAAGUAAGUUUUAAGGCAGACAAGAGCACUAGGCAUCAGCCAACAAGCCACUAUAAAUACAACAUCCAAACCAACAUCCUAACAACAUAUCCCAACCACCACAUCACAUCACAUCACACAUUGACAACCAUGAGUCCCCAACCAAACCCCAACUUUUUGCCCUCAAAGGCACCUUCGGGAGCCAAAUAUCACAAAAUCGACUUUACAACCUCCAACCCACCACUCCCCGAAUUCAAAAACCGCUUCGCAGCAGUAAUAGACAACAUCCUCACAGAAGAAGAAUGCAACGAACUAAUCCGUCUCGCGGAAGCAUCAACCGUAACUCCCCAGUCCCCGACCCCGGUCUGGGAACGCGCCAUGAUCAACGUGGGUAACGGGAAACAAAAACUCGCAACAGACACCCGCAACUGCGGUCGUAUUAUCUGGGAUACACCCGAGCUAGCCGACAAGCUACUAAAUCGAUUAAUGCCCUUUCUGCGGGAAUUUGAGAUCGAUCGACUGGAGAACCGACCCCUUGUCACCGGGCUCGCGGGUCGGAAUAAGACCUACAGAUUAACGAGAUUGAAUGAACGACUCCGGUUUCUCAGGUAUGAAGGCGGGGAGUACUUCAGGCCGCAUUGGGAUGCGUCCUAUACUACUCCCGAUCGCAAGGAGAAGUCGUUUUUUACCGUUCAUUUGUAUCUGAAUGGGGACGGGGAGCAGGACCUUAAAGAGUUGAGGAGAGAGCAGGCCAGGGUAGAAAGGGGAGAGGGAGAUGUUAAUUUGGGUGUUGGGGGGAAGUUACUUGGGGGUGCUACAUCUUUUCUUCCGAGGUUUGAGGAGAAGGAGAGGCAUUUGAGGGUUUUUCCUAAAGCGGGCUCGGUGCUUGUGUUUCAGCACAAUGAUUUGCUUCAUGCUGGGGAUUCGGUGUUUCGGGGGACGAAGCUUACUAUGCGGACGGAUAUUUUGUAUCAGGAGUUGUGA
This is a messenger RNA of Aspergillus oryzae RIB40, 999 nucleotides long. RefSeq lists its product as uncharacterized. Gene Ontology annotation, molecular function: L-ascorbic acid binding; procollagen-proline 4-dioxygenase activity; iron ion binding. The transcript has a single exon. The record is from RefSeq and is a predicted model, not a curated record. Lineage: Eukaryota; Fungi; Ascomycota; Eurotiomycetes; Eurotiales; Aspergillaceae. The coding region runs from base 1 to 999 and encodes 332 amino acids. Gene Ontology annotation, cellular component: endoplasmic reticulum. Gene Ontology annotation, biological process: peptidyl-proline hydroxylation to 4-hydroxy-L-proline.